Messenger RNA from Candidula unifasciata, 3243 nucleotides. The record is from the annotation of a GenBank genome assembly. NCBI's taxonomy places the organism in Eukaryota, Metazoa, Mollusca, Gastropoda, Stylommatophora, Geomitridae.
AUGGUCAAGAAAAAAAUUCAAAAGGGCCAGGCAGAAAUUCCUGCAGAACAGGAGGCAGGCCAAGGGAAGGGAGAAGUUAAAGGUAAGAAGACUUACUCUCUUGACAAAAAGGAAGCAGAAACUGAUGACACAGCAAAUUUACCAAAGGUUCAGUUGCCAGAUAGACUGGAGCAGGCACUGACUGAGAUAAUUUUAGAGAACAAAAAAGCCAACAGAGUUCUUGGUGAUAUCUCUAAAAGAAUAACUGCCAAAAAAUUAACAGAUGUCUACAAUAGCCUGUCAGCUGCAGGUUUCUCUAAGAACCAAGUGGAAGCUGCCAUGUCCAACACUGUCAUGUGUGGUGGUGAUCUGAUAGAUGCCUUAGACUGGCUGUGUCUCAACACUCAGAAUGAUCAGCUGCCAACUGGCUUCUCAGAAACACUGUAUCAUGAAGAAGAAAAACGCCGGCCAAAGUUUGAUCCGUCACUUCAAGUCGAUGCCAAAGCUAAACCUUCAACUAUUAAGACAGUUGAGAAAACUGUCCAGAAGCCAGCACAAGAGAUCAAGAAACAAGGAGCAUCCAUGAAAGACUGGAUUCUUCAGUAUGCUGAAAACAGCUCAAGUGAAGAGGAGGAAGAAGAGGACAAGCAAGAGGAAGAGGUUGUGUUUAAUCCGACAUCGCAGUAUGCAGAAUUGUUUGGUCAGAUGCAACAUUUGAAAGAUCAGGCUGCUAUAGCAAAGAGCACUGGUGCAGCAGAACAACAUAAACAGAUAUCCAAACAAUUGAAGGCAUUACAUUUAGAAAUGAAUUCUCUAGAGCAGCAUCCAGAGUUUAACCAGUCAGUGAAAGCAGAGCUUAGAGCAUCUUCAUCAAACCACUCGGCGAAACAGAACAAAGUGGAAGCUGUGGCCAAACAAACUGUUGCAGCAGCACAGACGGAUGACAAGGAUGGUGACUUGGGAUUAAACAUUUUAGAAGAAGCCGGAAAACAGAUGGUGAAAGUGCAAGAUGAUGUGCGCUCAUUUGAGUAUACUAGAUCUCAGUGGACGGGCAAAUCACCAAAACAGUUUCUUAUUGACUGGGUACGCAAGCAUCUCUCAAGAAGUGGUCCACCAAAGUUUCAGAAGCACCAGGUCAAGUUCAAUCGAUUUAAAUGCACUGCUAUUGUUGAUAGACAGAAGGAUGGAAAGUUAGAGGUAACACCUUCCAUUCUCUGUGAGAAUAUCAAGGAGGCUGAGCAUCUAGCAUCAACUCUGGCCUUAUAUCACUUGUGUAGGGGUCAGCCUGUGCACCAGCUGCUUCCGCCUUCAUUUCGGAACGUCUGGCUUGAGUGGGCAGAGGAGGAGAAGAAAGAAACAGAUGAUGCCAAGGAAAAGGAAAAUAAGCCAAGGGAUCAGUUCAUUUCUAGAUUGAUCAAGAAACUGAACAUUGAUAGUGCAGCCAAUUCAACCUCAACAUCCAGUUCCACACCAAAUGCAGAUGGCCGUGAUGGGGAUGAUGAUGUAGAAGAUGACUGGGAAAACUGGACUGAUAAGAAUGAAUUCCAGGCAGCUUCACACAGUGUGUCAAAAGACAGAAGGACAGUAAAGCACCGAUCAGCCCCUGGCGUAUUACAGAAUGUGGUACAGAAAUGCCACCAAAAUCCUGAGUUUCAAGAGCUGUUAAAAUCUAGACAACAGUUGCCAGUUUUUCAGUAUAGAGACAAGGUGCUUGCAGCAGUACGAGAUCACAGUGUGGUGGUGAUUGCUGGAGAGACUGGCAGUGGCAAGAGUACCCAAGUGCCUCAGUUUUUACUGGAGGAUUGCGCAGAGCGAGGCGAGAAUUUUGUCAACGUGGUCUGUACACAGCCACGAAGAAUCUCAGCCAUGAGCUUGUCCACCCGUGUGUCCCACGAGAUGGGACAGAAAGAUGUGGAUAGCAGUGAAGCUCUCGUUGGCUAUCAGAUCAGGUUUGAAUCUCGCCGUGGUCCUAACACCAGGUUGUUGUACUGCACAACGGGGGUGAUGCUGAGGCAGUUGCAGAGUGAGACAGACCUAGGUGGAGUCUCUCAUCUGAUCAUUGAUGAGGUUCAUGAACGAAAUGUGCAGUCUGACUUUUUGAUGAUCGUUGUCAAGGACAUUCUCAGACGACGGGCAGAUCUGAAAGUGAUAUUAAUGAGUGCGACCUUGGACAGUGAGAAAAUUUCCUCGUACUUCCAGCAUUGUCCGGUAGUUAAUGUUCCUGGCCGCACAUUUCCUGUAGAGGAAUAUUAUCUGGAAGAUGUUAUAGAGAUGACCGGCUAUGUUGUGGAUGAUGAUUCCCCAUAUACUGUAAACCAGAAGUAUCUUCUUCAAGAAGAUUCAGCAUCUGUAGAAGUCACCAAAAUGGGAGGCAAGAAAUCUAAACAGAAUGUGGUGUGGACACAAGAAGACAUCAGCAAAAUUGAUAAAACUGACCUGCCAGCAGACAGAUAUUCCUUGAAGACUAGAAAUGCAGUAACACGACUCAACCUGAACCGAGUCAAUUUGGACCUCAUUGUAGAUUUACUCAAGCACUUAGAAUCAUCGCCCCCUUUCUGUGAUGUAGAGGGUGCUGUGCUAAUCUUUCUGCCAGGUCUAGCUGACAUACAGGAGUUAUACGAGAUACUUACAACACAGCGGCAUUUCAGCAAUCCAACAAAAUACAAAAUUUUUGCUCUGCACUCUGUUAUUUCAUCACAAGACCAAGGUCAAGUUUUUAUAAUUCCGCCACCUGGGGUCAGAAAGGUUGUCCUGGCAACCAACAUAGCAGAAACAGGCAUCACCAUACCUGAUGUUGUUUUUGUCAUCGACAGCGGCAAGGCCAAAGAAAGUCGGUACCUGGAGACCAGUCGGAUGAGUGUUCUAGAGGAGGUGUUCAUCAGCAAGGCCAGCUGUAAGCAGCGAGCUGGACGAGCUGGCCGAGUGAGAGAAGGCUUUUGCUUUAGGCUGUUCACGCAGGGGCAGUUUCGUGAGUUCAGAGCUUACACAACUCCAGAGAUGCUAAGGGUGCCUCUGGAGGAAUUGUGUUUGAGUAUCAUGAAAUGCCAAUAUGGCAAGCCAGAUCAAUUUCUGAGUGGUGCUCUUGAUCCACCUCAGGGAUUGGCUGUCUCUAGGGCCAUGAACUUGCUGAAAGAAGUCGGUGCCUGCCAAUCAGACGACUGUACUCUGACUCCCUUGGGUCAUCACUUGGCUGCUCUACCAGUUGAUGUCCGCAUCGGGAAAAUGUUGAUAUUGGCUGCAAUAUUUGGAUGCUUGGAGCAAAUA